AAAAAAUUGCGUAUAGAGUUUAACGAGUAGAAGAAUAGAUUUAAUAAUGGCCUAUAUAUGGAGCAGAGAUGUGUGGAUUCUACUAUACAUUCUGGCUGUUCAAAAUGUUGCGCAAAUUGUACCAAAAACUGAAGAUGGUAAGAUUUCGUUUGAGAGACGUUUCCUACUAGACCAAACAUCGUCUGCUUCAAAUAUAUCAUUAGAACAAUUUGCCUCAUGUUAUCUCACUUGUGUAUCCGGAUUUGAAAAACUGGCGGAAACAUGUUGUAAGACAGGCAUUGACGCAGUUUGUUUAAACUUACCAUGGAAUCUGCUGAAACCCCGCCUUGGGUCAUGCCCAGGUUUACUUGUGACCCCAGCUCCUGCAGUGUGGACUUCUUUAGAACAGUUUGCUGCCUGUUCUCUCACGUGUGUGCCUGGAUAUGAGAAGUUGACUGAGGUGUGUUGUCAGACAGGCAUGGACGUGGUCUGUUCAAACUUGCCGUGGGCUUUAUUAAAAAAUCAUUUAGGAACAUGUCACGAUACAUGCCAGGAUGAUGUUAAUGGAAUUGGAUGUGGAGACCAGUACACUCUGCGGGAAGUCUGUAAGGAGAAAACAAUGGCAUGGAGUCUAGGUCGGAGGUCAUGUGGUCUGUGUGACACUUGUUGGGACUACCUCAACUGCACCACACAUGGAGCGCAGACGCUUUUCUGUGGAAGAGAGGAAUACGCUAUACAGUAUUGCAGGAAGACAUGUGGGAAAUGUGACCAUAAUCCUGUGGAUGUACAGCACAACAGAUGCGGAGAUCCAGUGGCAAGUGAGCUUGUCUGUGAACUUUUGCAGACAGAAAUAUGUGUUUGUAAUGACCCGGAUGUGCGACCUAUCUGUAGAAACUAUUGUGACAACAAGUGCGCGCACCAUCCCUUUGCUGGUUCCAACUGCAUACCGGCUAGGCGAAAGAGAAGGGACGCAUUUCUCAGUCAAGUUCUGCUUCACUGAAAUUGUGUAAUGAUUGUAAUAUAUUUGGUAAAAUAUAUUAUCCAGAUAUAAUA
Molecule: messenger RNA, 1032 nt
Organism: Mercenaria mercenaria
Lineage: Eukaryota; Metazoa; Mollusca; Bivalvia; Venerida; Veneridae
Exons: 10
Coding region: 47-979 (310 amino acids)
Source: RefSeq, a predicted model, not a curated record